GGUCAAUUGAGACGGUCGUUCAUAAUUCGAAAGUGAGCUAGAUGCAUGGCCGUGGUCGUCCGACAUCCCUAAGUUCAACUUGGCCCUUCCCCCCCAUAAUCGUCCCGAUUGAUCAGCAUUCGGAUUCUCCCCCAGCCUGAUAACAGUUCAGUCAGCGAUUCGCAUCUCUCCUGGGACAACCCUCCACCCCUAUCUCAAGUGUUGCCUGCCAUGUCGAUUUAUGCCUGAUCAUACCGCACGAACACUUGCUGUCGAAUUCACGUCUUUUCUCGUCAUUCCUGCCGGACGAACUCCCCAAGUCGACACCGACACGGUUAGAACGCGCAAGACACAAGUAGCCUUUGUGAAGUCUACAAGCCAACGAACCCCUCAAUCGAGGCGCAGUUCAAGAUACAAAAAUGCCGAUCCUUCGACCGGGUCGACUGAAAUCUGUUCUCACGGCCACAGGAGCCCUACUCCUCAUCUGUACCGUUUAUGUGUACUGGGCUCCGCCUCCAGCAUCGGUAGUUCCCAGUACGGCUUUCGAGGUUCCUCUAGUUGAACGUCAAAAUGCCUUCUGGAAGGUCUUGAAACCGAUUUUAGAAGAGCAUGGGCCAAAAUGUCCCUCACCUGGUCGCACGGGCGAUGUGAGCGCUGUCCAUUUCGAUGCCACUACCACCGAUCCACGCCCCGACUUGACCACCCUCGACGAACAGGACCUACACGCCAUGGAGGAGGCGCAUGCGAGGUACAUUGAGGCGUGUCGGACAUCCGAGAAGCUGCGGCCGAUUCACUCGCCCGGCACUCGGGGUGUGGUUUCCACGGCAGGAGGGACAUACUUCCCCGUGUUUCUGUCGUCCUUGCGGAUGCUUCGACGCCUGGGCUCGACCUUACCGGUGGAAGUAUACAUGAAGGAUACCGAUGAAUAUGAGAAACAAAUCUGUGAUGACAUUCUCCCGGACCUGGGCGCACGCUGCUUGGUACUCUCUGAUGUGGUAGGCAAGAAUGCCAUCGAACACUAUCAGCUCAAGAUCUUCGCCGUGCUUUUUUCAUCCUUCGAGGAGGUCAUCUGGAUGGACGCCGACUGCUUCCCUCUGACCAAGCCCGAAACCCUGCUCGACGCGGAGCCAUUUAAGGCGGCCGGUCUAGUAACCUGGCCGGACUUCUGGGCGUCGACCGCAUCCCCGCUGUACUACAACAUUUCCCGGCAGGAGAUGCCUCCGAUGUCGGCACGCGCCUCCUCAGAGGCCGGGGCCUUCCUCGUCUCGAAGAAAACGCACCAAAUGACCCUGCUCCUGUCCGCCUACUACAACUACUACGGCCCGUCGCACUACUUCCGACUCCUGUCGCAAGGCGCCCCAGGCGAGGGCGACAAGGAGACCUUCCUGCAAGCAGCCUCAGCGGUGGGCGAGCCGUUCUACGCGGUGAGCGAGCGGGUGCAAGCCGUAGGCCACGCCAAACCAGGCGGCGGGAUCUCCGGUUCGGCGAUGGUGCAGACGGACCCGAUCGAAGACCACGCGCUGACGAGCGAGGGCAAAUGGCGCGUGCAAGACCCGUCGGUAGCCAAGGCGCCGCACGCGUUCUUCAUCCACGCCAAUUACCCCAAGUUCAACCCGGGGGAGAAGGUUUUCGGGAUGAAGUGGGAGACGGCGCCCACGCUCCGAGCGGACGGGUCCGACGGCCGGGCGUGGGUCGUGCCCGAAGAUACCGUCCAGCGGUUCGGGUACGACGUCGAGCGCGCGUACUGGGAGGAGAUCAAGAACAUCAGCUGCGACCCGCAGAUCAGCUUCUGGACGUGGGAGCGCAAGGAUGAGAUCUGCGAAAAGGUGGAGAGUUAUUGGGGUAAUGUCUUUGCGGAGCCGCAUGAUGAUGAUCCCCAGUUUGUCGAUGCGAGCUGAAUUUGAUACCACGGAUUCGUUCCAUCUUUUGAUAUUGAUAUUCUGACGAUAUGGCAUGGUUUUUAUGAACGACGACACGGUUUCUGAGCCAGCUGUUGUGUAUAUACAUUCUAC
Molecule: messenger RNA, 1991 nt
Organism: Aspergillus homomorphus CBS 101889
Lineage: Eukaryota; Fungi; Ascomycota; Eurotiomycetes; Eurotiales; Aspergillaceae
Product: alpha-mannosyltransferase
Exons: 1
Coding region: 399-1877 (492 amino acids)
Biological process (GO): mannan biosynthetic process
Cellular component (GO): Golgi apparatus
Molecular function (GO): alpha-1,2-mannosyltransferase activity
Source: RefSeq, a predicted model, not a curated record